AUGCCUGGCAGUGGGAAGAGUCAGUGCCAAAAGCCUAAAGAAAGCCUUCAGGCCCAAAGAAAGUCUCCAGGCCCGGUAGCUGCACAGGUUUCUGUAACUGAGGAGGAAGCUUCCUCCUCCUCUCUUUCUCCUUUGAUCCAGGAGACUCCAAACACGCUUGCUGCUGGAAUAUCAAGUGUUCCCCAGAGUUCCCAGGGAGCCUGCUCCUCCCCCCCUGCCAUCAAAGCCAUUCCAUCAAGCAAAUCAAAUGAGGGCUCCAGCAGGCAAGAGGGUCCAGGCACCUCGCAGGCUCCACCAAAUCCUGAGUCCUUGUAUGCUGAAGGGCUACAAAAGAAGGUGGCUGAAUUGGUGAAAUACCUGAGUAGCAAGUAUUUAACAAAGGAGCCCGUCACAAAGGCAGAAAUGCUGAAGAGUGUCAUCAAAGAGCACAAGGAUCACUUCCCUGAGAUCUUCCAGAAAGUCUGUGAGUGCAUGGCGGUUGUCUUUGGCAUUGAAGUGAAGGAAGUGGACCCCACCAGCCACUCCUAUGUGUUGGUCAAAAUACUAGACCUCACCUAUGAUGGGCUAGUCUGUGACGACCAGGGCAUGCCCAAGACUGGCUUCCUGAUACUAAUCUUGGGCAUAAUCUUCAUGGAGGGUAACCGUGCCCCAGAAGAGAGAAUCUGGGAAGUGCUGAAUAUGAUUGGGGUGUAUGCUGGUAGGGAGGAUUUCAUCUAUGGGGAACCCAGGAAGCUCAUGACCAACGAUUUAGUGAAGGAAAAGUACCUGGAGUGUCAGCAGGUGCCCAACAGUGAUCCUCCACGCUACGAGUUCCUGUGGGGUCCAAGAGCCUAUGUUGAAACCACCAAGAUGAAAGUCCUGGAGUUUUUCACCAGGGUCACUGGGACUGAUCCCACUGCCUUCCCCCGCUGGUAUGAGGAUGCUUUGAGAGAUGAGAGAGAGAGAGCUGAGGCCAGCGCUGCCUCCGGUGAUGGUACUACCACCACGGCUAGUGAGAGCUCCAGUGUCACAUCCAGCAGCUUCUCCUGUCCUGAGUAA
This is a messenger RNA of Pteronotus mesoamericanus, 1038 nucleotides long. Its product is annotated as putative MAGE domain-containing protein MAGEA13P. The record is from RefSeq and is a predicted model, not a curated record. Gene Ontology annotation, cellular component: nucleus. Gene Ontology annotation, biological process: negative regulation of transcription by RNA polymerase II. The coding region runs from base 1 to 1038 and encodes 345 amino acids. NCBI's taxonomy places the organism in Eukaryota, Metazoa, Chordata, Mammalia, Chiroptera, Mormoopidae. The transcript has a single exon.